This is a messenger RNA of Branchiostoma floridae (Florida lancelet), 4460 nucleotides long. Its product is annotated as transcriptional repressor NF-X1-like. NCBI's taxonomy places the organism in Eukaryota, Metazoa, Chordata, Leptocardii, Amphioxiformes, Branchiostomatidae. Gene Ontology annotation, molecular function: zinc ion binding; RNA polymerase II transcription regulatory region sequence-specific DNA binding; DNA-binding transcription factor activity, RNA polymerase II-specific. The record is from RefSeq and is a predicted model, not a curated record. Gene Ontology annotation, cellular component: nucleus. Gene Ontology annotation, biological process: negative regulation of transcription by RNA polymerase II.
UCAAAGCAGAGUACAUAAGUACUUCUAGGUCCAACAACCAACAUGGGUGAACGUUGCAACAUUUCCACUUCCUAUUGUGCAAGAAGUUAGAUUAUUUAGAACUAGUCACGCAAGGCAGUUCUUCAUGUGUAAUAGAGUAAGAGAACUAGCCUCUUGUGUGCAACUUGGCAGCAAUGGAGGCGUCUGGAAACGUCGCGACAGGUGAUCAAAAGAAACAGACUGAUUCGGAGGAAAUCCGAAGGCAGCAGAACUCUCGAAGUCAACGCCAAGCAGCUCAGGGCAGAGGCAGAGGAUGGAGAGAACAAGGGAAUGGGGAAAGAAGAGGGCAAGGAAAGAGUAAAGGAGAGCAAAGAGAAGACAAAGGCAGCAGGCACAGGAAGAAUACUGAAAGACCUCAGGAUACAAAAGAGAAACACAAUUUAUCACAUCAGACUGGCAAGAAAUCAGAUAACUCGUUCCCACAAGGAGCCGAGGGUCAAAGCUUUGAAUCUUCGGGAAAACAAGUCACAGCCCAAGAUAUUGGGGACUUGUUAAGCGUCAUUGAUAAUAUCAACGCAAAGGGUGGGAAACAAAAUGUAGUAAAGCCAGCGAGCCAAUCCCGGUUUGAGAGACGUGGGUCAGGGUCAGUGCCUAGAGGCAGAGACAAGAGGCCUGAUAGGUCUGGUGCAGGUGAAGAUGAUUGGAAGCGCCGGCCACAUAGUGGAAAAGACUAUAGAAAAGGAAAAAAUUCAAGCCGAGGCUAUGAAGACUCUACACCGGAAAAUUCUCUAUAUUAUUACAUGCCAAAACAAAGAAAAAAACAAGAUAAAGAUGAAAAAGGGAAAGAGGGAAACCUUGUAUAUAAAAAUGAAAGCACAGUAGAAGAAUUUCCUGUUGAGUUACAGGAUGUUAGAUAUGAAAGAAGCCAACAGAAUCAGAUAGGUUUGGGUGCAAGGGGUGGAUUUAGAAACGGAUUUGAUAGAAAAUCUAGACCAGGUGGUGGUGAGUCCAGACAGAGUUGGCGCAGAGGAGAUGACCUUGCAGUUGGUGGGAUCCAGCAGAGGGCACCGGACAAGAGGAGGGACAAGAUGAAGAAAUUGGACCCUGAGUCACAGACAGCUUCCCUGAUAGAGCAGCUCCAGACCAACAGCUAUGAGUGCAUGGUGUGCUGUGAUGUCAUCAGGAGGGAAGCUCCACUCUGGAGCUGCAAGAGCUGCUUUCACAUGUUUCAUUUGCGGUGUAUUAAAAAGUGGGCGCGCUCGCCUGCCGCCAGUCUGGAGGGUCAGGACAAUGGGUGGAGAUGCCCCGCCUGCCAGAAUGUCACCCGCAAGGUGCCAAACGCUUACAAGUGCUUCUGUGAGAAGGUAUGGGAGCCUGAGUAUGUGAGGAAUGACACACCACACUCCUGUGGAGAUGUCUGUGGGAAAAAGAAGGACCAGGACUGUCCACAUCUCUGUACCAUGCUGUGCCACCCAGGUCCCUGUCCACCAUGUCCUGUCAUGGUCACCAAGUCAUGUCACUGUGGAAAGACAAAGCAGUCUGUUCGCUGUUCGCAAGGCACAACAAUCAAGUGUGGCACCCCUUGUGGAAAGAAGCUGAACUGCAGCGUACACACCUGUGAGGAUAUCUGCCAUGCUGGAGACUGUCAGCCAUGUGCUGUUAUCCUAACUCAAGCUUGUUACUGUGGCAGGGUAGUCAGGGAAGUGGUGUGUGGGGGUGAGGAGUGGACAGGGGAGGAUGUGGAUGGGGACGGGAGCAGCUUUUCCUGUAAGAAUGUAUGUGACAGAGAACUAGAGUGUGGACAUCACACCUGUGAGGAGCUGUGCCACAGCGCCCCCUGUCCACCCUGCCCCAAACUGCCAUCACAAGUCAAGUUCUGCUGCUGUGGCCAGACCACUGUGGACAAGCUGGAGGAGCUUGGGGAAAAUGGCAGCCGCAAGACGUGCUUGGAUCCCUUACCAACCUGCAGAAAAACCUGCAACAAGCCUAUUGGUUGUGGAUCUGAUGAGUCUGACGAAAUCCACUUGUGCCAGAAGACCUGCCAUGCAGGGAAGUGUGGGCCUUGUGAGGGGACUACAAAACUCACCUGCAGAUGUGGAUGGAAAACUCAGGAACUACCAUGCAAAGAUGUCAAAGGUCGAUCAGUGGAAGACGAAUUCCUGUGUGACAAAAGGUGUAACAAGAAACGGAAGUGUGGGCGGCACAAGUGUGGACAACCCUGUUGUGUGGAGUUAGAUCACACCUGUCCGUUUGUGUGUGGCAGGAAGCUGAGCUGUGGUUUACACAGGUGUGAGCAGCCGUGCCACCGAGGGAACUGUGAACCUUGCUGGCAGACAAGUUUCGAGGAGUUGUACUGCCACUGUGGAGCAUCAGUUCUGUUCCCCCCGGUACCCUGCGGCACACCUCCCCCAGAGUGCCACCGCAUGUGUUCCCGUCAGCACAGCUGUGAGCACCAAGUUCAACACACCUGCCAUAGUGAUGACAAGUGCCCUCCCUGCACCUUCCUCGUACAGAGGAAAUGUAUGGGGCAGCAUGAGUUGAGAAACAAUGUGCCUUGUCACAUCACUGACAUCUCCUGUGGACGACCCUGCAAUAGACUCCUCCCCUGUGGUGUGCAUCAAUGCCUUCGCAUCUGCCACAAGGAUGAGUGUGUGAGAGAAGACGAGCUGUGCGAGCAGCGCUGUAGUAAACCUCGUCAGGAGUGUGGGCAUCCGUGUGGUGCACCUUGCCACCAGGGCACUCUCUGUCCCAGGACUCCCUGCAGGGCCAAGGUGACAGUGAGGUGCAAAUGUGGAUUGAGGAGUGAAAAAGUACAGUGUAGUGAGACCCAGCUAGAACAUGCCUUCCAAAGACUGACCACUUCCACCCUGGCCACACGGUGGGGAGACAUGCAGGCUGGACAGUCAGUGGACAUCAGUGCCCUGGUCAAGAUGGGCAAAGACGGCAAGAAAAUCUUGGAAUUGGACUGUACUGAGGAGUGCGCAGUGUAUGAGCGAAACAAGAGACUGGCCAUGGCUCUGCAGAUAGAAAACCCAGACACGUCUUCCAAGCUGGGACCACCUCCUUACACAGAAUUUCUCAAGGAGCAGGCCAGUAAAAACAAGAGCCUUGUGUCAUCGGUUGAGGAUGCUCUAACUAAACUGGUCCAGACUGCAAAAGAGUCGAAGCAAAAGAGUCGUAGCCACGCUUUUCCGCCCAUGAAGCGGGAAGAUCGCAGAGUGAUCCAUGAACUGUCGGAGUUCUAUGGUAUUGAAGUGAUGAGCUACGAUGUGGAACCCAAGCGGAACUGUGUGGCCACAGCUUACAGGGAUCGAUGCUGGCUACCAGCUGCAUCCUUGGUAAGUGUGGUGGAGCGGGAAUCAAACCCCAAACCUCCCCCACCCAUACCUCACCAUAUCACUGACAAAGGAGCAAUAGGAAAGUCUUCUCAACACACAGUUAUCCCAGCAAAGAAUGCCUGGAGAGGUCCCAGCAAAGAGCCUGAUGUAGAGGUUAUAGAUUACUUCGACAUGGACUAGGAAAGUUAAAAAAGGAGGUUUUGUUUGUCUACUGUUGUUGAGGCAUCAGAAAGAAUGUGCAUCUGGCACUCUGUAGUUCUAUAUCCAUCACCAGGGGCUCCUGGAUUACCUCUAUGGACUAUUUUUUUUUGGUCCCCUUUUCGUGACCUUUAUAAAAGCUUAAUUUUAGAGACAGGGAUUUUAUUUGCCUAUACUGUGCAGCCAUUGACCAGCUUACAGCCAAUCAGAGAAUCGCCUAAAUGUUUUCUUUAGGUAAAGAUGCAAAAGCCACUGGCAUUCAAGCUACUAACUAGUCAUAUUAUGCCUAACAUUGCCUUUAAAAAAAGUUGCUAAAUGAUUUUGACGGUGAGGCUAUGGGACCGGUGAGGUGAGGUGAUGUCAUGCAAGAUUUCUGGAGUCUUCAACAGGACAGUUCAAUACUGUUUUGGGGCAAUUGGUGAUGUUCUCACCAGCAAUCUUGCACAUAACACACACAAUGUUACACUUUCAUUGGAAUUUGAGCUAAUGUUUUCCUCAAAAUGUCCUUACAAAGUUUGACAUUGUUGGCAGAAAUUGAUCUGGAACCCUGGUAAAGUAUAGGAACUGUUACAGCAUACAACGUUCAAUGGACCUUUUUGUUUCCAAGCUUGUUUCUUUGGUUCCAAAUGUAAACUUAAACGCAAUCCAUAGUAUGCUAUUCUGGCCUGUUGUAGAGAGAGAAGAAGACCUAUGACAAACUAGUCAAGCUGAGAAAAAACAGCAGCUUCAUGAUUUUGUUGAUUGUAUUCUUAUUAUUGUUGAAUAUGAAGGUUGUAUACGACUAUGCCCAACUGUAAUUUGAUACACUAAAGCAAGGAACCCAAACAUAGGAAUGCAAUCUACAUGACAAGAAAUGCUUCUAUGAACAAUUCAUGACAAUAUUACUCUGACCGGUGGGGUGAGGUGAUUACUCUGAAAACUCAUAUAAACUAUUGUGUACAGAUC